AUGGCUACCACACAGAAUGCUGCAGGUCAAGAGGCCGGUCUCAAAAUCGCCGCAGUCAACGUCCCUAGCACCGACCAGAAUGAAAGACGAACCAGAGAUGGAAGAUGGACGUUGCGCCAAUUGAGACAGACUGAUGCCAUCGUCCCACUGCAGAGCGGUACCAAUCAAUUCGAUUCGCAGAGGGGUAAAACUGGCUUCGGAAUGCCACGGAACACCCAGACGGCCGUCGAAUUCGCUGAUAACGGGAAGCGCUGGGCAAUCGAACAGCUGCGAGCCAGUGACGCCAUCGUUCGGCUUCAGUCUGGAACAAAUCAAUUUGAAAGUCAAAAGGUGGAACGUCUGCAGAAUGUAGAGAAACUGCUCAAUGAGCGGAUUAUGUGUCUAGAAGAUCAGCUGCUUGAAGUAGAAGAAAAGUUCCAGGAAGUCGAGGAGGAAUGCCUUAGUGAAAAGAAGAAAGUGGAGGCGUUGGAAGCCGAGAAAGUCUCUACCGCAAGAGAAGUGGAGCAGGCCAAUGUGUCUGUACAGAGUACCAGUGGCGAUGGUAGUCAGUGGGGACUCAGCGAUAGGGUGGAUUCCGCCAUGGAAAGUGACCUUCAGCAACAGUUGGAAGCGGCCAGAGAUGAAGUGCUAAUUCUUCAGAAAGAGCUGGACGAGGCACGUAGACAAUUAGUCCUGAAAACGUCGGGGGAGGACGGUUGGGGCUUCGAAGGGUCGGGCAGUGGUGCACAGUCUGCUCAGGCCGAAAAUCGAAUUGUCACGUGUGAAAGAAGAACUGGAAGAGGCGAGUUGAAAGCAGUAAGAAAAGAACUCGAGGAACUCCAGAAUGAAAGAGACGCGUUGUUUGCAGGCGGAGACCGGCCAGAUGAGGAAUGGGGUUGGGGUGGUGCGCAACCUCAAAACACAUCCGAGAUCUCUGCCCUGCGCCAAAAACUCCUGGAAAUGGAAAAGAUUGAGCGUGAGCAGCAGGAAACGAUACGAAAACAGGAAGCCAAAAUUAGUGCUCUGGAAGAGGAACUGAGCACUGCUGAUACAUGCCGUGAAGAGUUAGAGGACGCUUCACAACAGGUCAACGAGCUGCAAAAAGAAUUGAGAGAGGUUGGUGAAGUUUCGUGA
This is a messenger RNA of Cooperia oncophora, 1113 nucleotides long. NCBI's taxonomy places the organism in Eukaryota, Metazoa, Nematoda, Chromadorea, Rhabditida, Trichostrongylidae. The record is from the annotation of a GenBank genome assembly.